GGGUAAUAGUGUAAUCCCACUGCCAUGCCCCUUACAGAAACAGAGGUCAGACUCUCUCUCUCUUUGUGGCUUAGAUUUGUUUUUGAUAUUGUAGCCUAUAUUACCAAUUCCAACAGUGAUUCAAUCAUCAAUAAAUUAAUCAGAUCCCCUUCAUGAAUACACUCUCCUUCACCGGAAAAUAGAAGUGUGUUUUCACAGAUUCCAAACACAUCAAUGGACUCUUCAUCGUCAUCUUUUCAGAAUGCACCCGCCUCUUAUUAUCAAUCGUGUAAAUAUGACGUAUUUCUUAGUUUUAGAGGAGAAGACACCCGCAAGACAUUUGUAGAUCAUCUAUACUCGACUCUUAAACAACACCUAAUCCGCGUUUACAAGGACAAUGAAACACUUCCUCGAGGUGAAUCCAUCGACCAAGCCCUGUUUGAGGCUAUCGAAGAAUCACGAAUUGCUGUUAUAAUAUUUUCCAAAAACUAUGCAAAUUCUUCAUGGUGUUUGGAAGAACUUGCACAUAUUAUGAAAUGUAAGGAUGAGAGAGAGCUAAUUGUUAUACCCAUAUUUUAUGAUGUGGAACCCACGGAAGUGAGAAAUUGUAAAAGGAAAUUUGGAGAAGCAUUUGCCAAACAAGAGGCGAAGAACGUCGACAAAGCUGAAAUAUGGAGAAAAGCACUUGUCGAUGUGAGCAACAUUGCCGGAUGGGAGCCCAAGAACAUUGCUGACGGGCAUGAAUCACAAUUCAUCAAAAAAAUUGUUGAUACAAUUUUGGAUAGAUUGUUCGUGUUAAAUUCAUGUGUUGAUGAAGAUCUUGUUGGAAUGAGGGCUCGCUUCCAAGAUUUGGAAUCACUAUUAGACAUUGGAUCAGGGGGUGUGCGCAUGGUUGGUAUAUGGGGGGUCGGGGGUAGUGGUAAGACUACUCUUGCGACUUCCGUUUAUAUGGAACUCACGCAACAUUUUCAAGGUUACUGCAUUGUGGAGAAUAUUAGGGUGGAAACAAGCAAGUAUGGCUUAACUAAAAUGCAAGAGAAAAUUUUAUCGGCUCUUUUCAAAAAAGAAGUGAAUGUACAUAGUGUUGUGGAAGGAAAACACAUGAUGAAAAGUAUGUUAUGUCGUAGAAAAGUGUUGGUACUUCUUGAUGACGUCGAUGAACCAGGCCAACUAGAGGCGUUAGCCGGAAAACAUAAUUGGUUUGGUAGUGGGAGUAGAAUAAUAAUCACAACUAGAGAUAAACAUUUGCUAAGAACCCACAAGGUAGACCACGUCUAUCCUGUCACAUUAUUAUCGGAUGAUGAGGCUAUCCAACUCUUUAGAAGACAUGCUUAUAAUGAAGAAGACCCUGUAGAAGAUUAUGAGACGCUUUCAUUACGUGUGGUUUCUUAUGCUGCCAGGCUACCACUGGCAAUUAAAGUUCUAGGUUCUUUUUUGUACGACAAAAACAAGAAAGAGUGGAUAAGUACCUUGGAUAGACUUAAAGAUAUCCCAGAAAUGAAAAUAGUGGAAAAGCUCAAAAUUAGCUUUGAUGGACUUAAAACUAUGGAAAAACAGUUAUUCUUAGACAUUGCAUGUUUCUUUAGAGGACGUUGGACGAUAGAUGAAGCAAUGGAGAUAUUUGAAGCUUGUGAAUUUCACCCUGAAAUUGGGAUAAAGGUGUUGAGACAAAAAUCUCUCAUUACUAUAUAUGACUCUGAGUUUGGUGCUAGAUUUGAUAUGCAUGAUCUCGUACAAGAAAUGGGACACUACAUUGUUAGAGGGGAACAUCCUAAGAAUCCUGAAAAACAUAGUAGACUUUGGAAACGUGAAGAGAUCAAAGAAAUGUGUUCGGGGAGUGCAACAAUGGAAAAUAACCAGAUUGAAGCCAUUUUAUAUGAACCUUUACCUGUUCUCCCAUGGAAGAUUCGUGACCAUGAUUAUUCAUUACCCUUAUGUAAGCAAGUUUCAAACAUGAAGAAACUAAGGUGGCUUAGUGUGUCUACUAUGAGUGAGGCUGAGGAUGAAGGGCCUAAUUUUCUUUCAAAUGAGUUGCGGUAUAUUAAGUGGUAUAGUUAUCCCGCAAGAAGCCCGUUCUUGAACGGUUUUCUACCAAUGAAGCUUGUUGUUCUAAAAUUAACCGAUAGCAAGCAGAAUGAACUUUGGAAGGAUGACCAGCAUCUACCACAUUUGUCAGUGCUUCAACUCGUUCGCAUGGAGAAGCUAUCUAGCACACCAAAUUUUGAUGGACUCCCGCGUCUUAAAAAACUAACACUCCUUUCUUGUAAGGAGUUGGAAGAGAUUCACCCUUCACUUGGAAAUCACUCAAUACUUGAAUACUUAGAGGUAUCACAUUGUUACAAACUUAAAAGGCUUCCAACAAUUAGUCGGAUGAAAAACAUAAAGGCUUUACUAAUAAUGCGGUGUUCAUUGAAAGAUGAAGAUAUGCCGUAUGGUAUUGGCGAGUUAUCCAACUUACAAGAGCUAAAUCUAUGUUGUAAUAGUUUUUCACGACUAGAUUUUAGCCUCUCGCAACUUACUCAACUCAAAAGCCUCAACCUGUCAUCUUGUGACAAGCUUCUUGAAUUGCCUGAGCUCCCAUCAAGUUUAGCUCUUCUUAAAGCACACCAAUGCAAAUCACUGAUACUUGUUAAAGAUUUUUACAAAAACUGCAAACAAUUAAGUCAAGUAUCACUUAUAGAUGGGUGGAGUGACAAAUUAUUACAAUUCAUGCUGAAGGGAAAGGCUAUUGAAGAUGGCUCUAUGCGUCUCCAACUUGAAGGCGUUGAGAUUCCAAAGGGGCUUACACCUCCUUUGCUUAGAGGAAAUUCUUGUAGAUUGGAACUUCCCGAGAACUGGUGCAGUGACUUCUCUGGUUUCUUAAUAUGCGUUGUUACUUCAUAUGACUCUUUUGCCAUUCCGUAUCGUAUAUGGAUAAGUAUGAAGCAUGUGAGUAAUCUGGUUUCUGAAGAUGAUGUGGUUUGGGAGGAAAGACCUGGUGAGAAGUAUAUGACAUGGGUGUGGUAUGUCUCAUUUGAUCUAUUGAGACACACUACAUGGUGGGAUCAAACAUACAAAGCUCUUUCUUUUGAAAAUGAAUUUGACACAUGUAAGGGUUUUGGAGUUAGACUCGUUGAGAAAAGUGCAAGCGGUCUAACAGAAACGCCGACGGAUUCUUCUUCUCGUUUUACACCUAAGAUCAAAAUUCAACAUGAUUCGACAGCCGCACUAACAAUAUCCUGAAGUCCAUAUGAAGUUAUUUAAAACGACAAUUAUAUCAAAAGAUAAAUUCUUAAGUUUAAUAGAUGUAACACUUAAAAAUUACGUGUUGUGUAUUUCUGAAUUACUAAGCUAAUUGAGGUGUCAAAUGGUAUAGAGAUAUAGUGGUGACUAGAGUUU
Messenger RNA from Helianthus annuus (common sunflower), 3357 nucleotides. RefSeq names its product TMV resistance protein N. Gene Ontology annotation, molecular function: ADP binding. NCBI's taxonomy places the organism in Eukaryota, Viridiplantae, Streptophyta, Magnoliopsida, Asterales, Asteraceae. The transcript has 6 exons. Gene Ontology annotation, biological process: signal transduction; defense response. The record is from RefSeq and is a predicted model, not a curated record. Bases 214 to 3201 code for a protein of 995 amino acids.